ACGCCGCCUUGCGGGUGUCCACCAUGCCGCCGCUGUAGGCUCAACGAGGUGCAAACGGCACUGAGCCGCGGCCAGAAGGCUGUGGCUUGCCUUGUCCAAAGUUUGGCGGGGUUUCGCGUAGGGAGCAAGGAGAGGGAGAGCCAACAGCUCUCCGGGAGUGAAACCGCCGUCACGUGACGCCGGCGCAGCGAGAGUUCGUAUAGAGACCGCAGGACAUCAAAGCAGCGAUGGCCUGCCGCGAACGCGAGUCCUGCUGGUGUUUUGGCACCGCGACGCCGCAAAGAGCCCCGUCGCCACCCCAGAACGGCCUCUGCUCGCCGUCGACGUCCAACGGGAGAGCUUCACCAGCCCCGUUACCUUCCGUCCUGAGAAAGAUCGAGAAGUGGGGCGACUACGAGGCCGUUGGGGGCUUGGUGCCGGUGCGCGGCGGCCGGGGGUUCGUCCCAAUGAAGACGCCGCUGACACGGGCCCAGAUGGCCUCUCUAAAAAAAUCGGGCAAGCGCAUUAAAUAUCCCCACGACCUGCAGGGCUUUGUCCGGGACCAGGCUGCUCAAGGGAGGCGUGUGGGUCUGGUUAUCGAUUUAACGUGUCAUGAUUGCCUCUACGAGUCGGAAUUGAGCUUGUGUCCGGGCGUGCGGUAUGUCCACCUCGCCACGGAGGCCAAGAAGGUCGUGGAGCCCUGGUUGGUCGAGCGGAUCGCCGACGAGGCUCGGUCACUAUGGCGGAAAGAUUCGAAGGCAGUAGUAGCGAUCCACUGCAGCUAUGGGUUUAAUAGGACCGGAUUUGCACUUUGUUCUUACUUAGCGACGCACGACGGCAUGGACAUCGAUGACGCCUUAGCUCUAUUUGAACAAGCACGACCGCCAGGCGUCAAACACGGUCAUUUCAGCGAAGAACUGAAAAGGAGGUUUCCGGGCCGGCCGACGCCGUCGCCCGUCCAGAAUAUACAAACACCGGAGAACAAUGGUCAUAACGCGGACGAGGAGGACCCUGGGUCUUUGUCGGAGCCCGCGUCGCUGUCGACGACGCCAGUCGCCGGUGAGGACCCUCUGAUGGGCCUGAAGCGCUGCAAGCCGAGCGGCGAGUUCAGCCCGCUGCGGACGAACUCGCGGUAGUAGGCGCGUGUUCUAAAAAAGUAUCGUUU
Molecule: messenger RNA, 1144 nt
Organism: Pelagomonas calceolata
Lineage: Eukaryota; Pelagophyceae; Pelagomonadales; Pelagomonadaceae
Source: the annotation of a GenBank genome assembly